AUGUCAACAACAGUGGAUCCGUCGGGUUCCACGGCUAGUAGUCGCGCUAUUUUUCACAGUGAGGAUUAUACUCACCCCUGUCACCCUUUAUAUGUUCAUCCUUCUGAUGAGUUGGGUACUUCUCUUGCCUCAUGUCCUUUUGAUGGGACUGGAUUUGGUAGUUGGCGUAGGACCAUUUUGGUAGCAUUGUCUGUCAGAAAUAAGAUUGAUUUCAUAAAUGGUUCGUCGUCUAAACCCCCUGACUCCUCCCCUUUAUCCCGGCAGUGGCAGCGCUGUAAUGAUCUUGUAGUUUCCUGGCUGCUUAACUCUUUGUCCAGGGACAUUGCUUGUAGUGUUGAAUUUUCUGCUUCUGCUAGGGAUAUUUGGCUUGAGUUAGAAGAGAGAUAUGGUACAGCAGAUGGGGUUCGCAUUUUCGAGAUUCAUAAGGAGUUAGCUCAUAUUUUCCAAGGUUCUUUAGACAUUGCAUCUUAUUUUAAUAAAAUUAAACAACUCUGGGAUGAGCUUGCUUCCUUGUCUGCUCAUAGUAAUGCUACAUGCACUUGUGGUGGUAUCAAGACCUUUGAUGAUGAACAAAAGGUUUACCAGUUUCUGAUGGGUCUCAAUGAUACUUACAUACAAGUGCGCAGCAACAUUCUUAUGAUGAAGACACUUCCCUCCAUUGGUACUGCUUAUAGUAUCCUCUUAGCUGAUGAGAAACAGAGGAGUGUAUCCUCUGCCUUCUUCCUUCUCUCAGCAAUCUGCCUCUUUCCAGGCUGGAGUUUCUAGAUCAUCUGCAACUCCAAAAACGCAUUUCAAAGCUGCAAAGCCUUCCUCUCUGGUUUGCAAUUAUUGUAAGAAACCAGGUCAUACUAUUGACAAAUGUUAUAAACUUCAUGGCUUUCCUCCAAAUUUUAAGUUCUCUAAGCCACCAUCUAAAAGAACAGUUGCUCAUGUUGAGCUUGCUAAUUCUGGCCAAAAGGUUAACACUCCUGGGAAUGAUGACAUUUGUUUCUGACCCAACACUUCUUCAACCUUCUGACAUUCCUGGUCUCAACAAAGGGGAAUUUUCUAAGCUGCUUGUUUUAUUGCAAAGAGCUCAGUUUCCUGACAUGUCUACAGCCUGCCCAUCUUUAGCUUCUGCUAAUUUUGUUGGUAAGCUGCCUCAUACAUGUUUGCUGACCAGGAUAGAUAGCACUUUAUGGAUUAUAAACUCUGGAGCAUCUGAUCAUAUGACUUCUGACCUUUCUCUUUUGUUUAAUGUUCAAUCCCUCCCAAUUCCUUUUCCGGUUUCCCUCCCCAAUGGAUAUAAAUUCAAAGUCACCAAUACUGGUUCUUUGGCUUUAUUUCCUGACCUUGUUCUACACAAUGUCUUAUACAUUCCUAGUUUCCAGUAUAAUCUGAUAUUUGUAUCCAAAUUGCUUCACCAACCUGGUUUACCUUACAUUUCACCAAGUCUGCUUGCACUUUACAGGCCCCUUCUCUGAAGAAGCCAGUGGUGCUUGGUAAGCUUGAUUGUGGUCUCUACAAAUUUCUCCGGUCAUCAGAUUCCUCAGCUGGUCCUGUUUUUUCCCUUUUUCCUUUACUUCUGCUUGUGAUUCUCAUGUAUCCCUUGUUAUUCCCACUUCCUUUUUUGCUCCUAGUUCGUUUGUACCUUGUCCUUCUGUAACUACUGAUGGUUCUAUCAAUAAAACUGAUGUUUUGUGGCCCUAUAGACUUGGUCAUGCCCCUUUCUCUAAAAUGAAAUGCAUUCCUAAUAUUGCAAAUGGUUUGUCUUCUAAACAAUCUUUCACUUGUCCCAUCUGUCCCUUAGCUAGGCAACCUCGAUUACCUUUUAGUGAUAGUUCUUCUACUUCCUCAUCUCCUUUUGAACUUAUUCACAUUGAUACUUGGGGCCCUUAUCAUUCCCCACCUAUGAUGGUUUUAGGUAUUUUCUUACCAUUGUUGAUGAUUACUCUAGAGCCACCUGGACACAUCUUAUGGGUGCUAAAAGAAAUGUUUUUGAUCUCCUCAAAGCUUUUAUUACCUUAGUAGAAACUCAGUUUCAUUCUCAAGUUAAAACUGUUCGAAGUGAUAAUGCUUUGGAGCUUGGUUCUUCUUUAUCUGGGUCUCAGUUCUUUGUUUCCAAAGGCAUUAUUCACCAAACUUCCUGUCCUCAUACUCCUCAACAAAAUGGGAUUGUUGAAAGGAAGCAUAAGUUUCUUUUAGAAACUGCUAGAGCUCUUCUUUUCAAAUCUCACCUUCCCAUUAGAUUCUGGGGGGAUUGCCUAUUGACAUCAACCUAUCUUGUUAAUAGGUUCCCCCCUCCUAGACUGCACCACAAGAGCCCUUUUGAGAUUCUUCACAAGAAAGUUCCUUCCUAUUCUCAUCUUAAAGCCUUUGGCUUCCUAUGUUACUCCACAGUUCCCAUCCCUUAUAGGGAUAAACUUUCUCCGCGUGUCAUUCCUUGUGUAUUUUUAGGGUAUCCAUUUGCUAAAAAAGGUUACAAACUUUAUAACCUACUUCUAAGUCUUGUUUUGUCUCUAGGGAUGUAGUUUUUCACGAUUCUAUUUUUCCUUUUCUCUCCAUCUCUUCAUCAUCCCCUUCUAUGUGUCCUUUAACUUUUUCUUACUUUGAAGAUCCUAUUUUGCCUAAUUCUUCCCCUGAUGCACCUUCCCCGGUUGCUUCUACUUUUCCUCCUGCUGCUCUGCACAUGUACCUCCUCUCAAGAAAUCUUCCAGGAUUUCACACCCUCCUGGUUACCUUCAAGACUAUGUCUGUCAUACUUCCUUUAUUCCAUGCUCCUCUUCUUGUGCUUCUAUUCUUGGUCAGGAUCCUGUGUCUCUGAGCCUCGUAGUUAUUCUCAAGCUGCUCUAUUUCCUCAAUGGCAAUCUGCCAUGAGACAGGAAUUUGACACUUUAGAGGCUAAUAAUACAUGGUCCAUUGUUCCUCUCCCUUUUGGUAAAAAGCCCAUUGGGUGCAAGUGGGUCUACAAAAUCAAAUAUAGGGCUGAUGGCUCUUUGGAAAGAUAUAAGGCUCGCUUAGUGGUCCGGGGUGACACUCAAGUUGAAGGUAUUGAUUUUCAUGAAACAUUUUCCCCUGUGGUCAAAAUGACCACCAUUAAGACUCUUGUGGCGUUGUUGUUAAACGUCGUUGGUCUCUUUUCCAACUUGAUGUUAACAAUGCUUUUCUACAUGGGGAUUUGGAUGAAGAGGUCUAUAUGAUGUUGCCCCCUGGUCUUACUGUUUUAGCUUCUUCUUCUAUCCCUAUGGUCUGCAAGCUUAAUAAGUCACUUUAUGGGCUUCGUCAGGCCUCUCGUCAAUGGUAUGCAAAAUUGUCCUCUGCUCUUCAGUCCAAGGGCUACACUCAUUCUCUUAAUGAUUACUCCUUAUUUACUAAGGGGUCUGUUGAUUCUCUGGUUAUCUUGGCUGUUUACGUUGAUGAUAUUAUUUUGACUGGUACUGACCUUAAGGAGAUCUCUGCUCUUAAGUUGUUUCUCCAUGAUCAGUUCAAAAUCAAGGAUCUGGGUUUAUUACAUUACUUCUUGGGAAUUGAGGUUUCCUACUCUGCUGCUGGUGUGCUUUUGCAUCAAAGUAAGUUUGUUACUGAUUUGCUAUCUGAUUAUGCUUGUGAUGUUGCUUCUCCUGUGGUUUGUCCUUUGGAACUUCACAAGAAGUUGUUUGCUAAUAUGGGGGAUCCCUUGGCUCAGCCUGAGUCUUAUCGCAGUCUAGUGGGAAAAUUGAAUUUUUUGACCCACACUCGCCCAGAUCUCUCUUUUGCUGUUCAGCAUUUAAGCCAGUACUUGCAGCAUCCUUGAGUGCCACAUAUGCAGGCUGCCUUACAUCUUUUGCGUUACCUCAAAGGUUCUCCUGGUUUUGUUUGAUCAGCUGGAAGUCCAAAAAGCAGCCUGUAGUUUCUCUUUCUUCUGCGGAAUCUGAAUAUCGCUUGUUGAGUAAAGCUGUGGGUGAGAUUACAUGGUUAUCGCGCCUUCUUUCUGAUUUUGGCAUCCAGAUCUCUCUACCUGUUCCUGUUUUUUGUGAUAGCCAGUCCGCCAUUCAUAUUGCCAAGAACCCGGUCUUCCAUGAACGCACGAAACACAUCGAAUUGGACUGCCACUUUGUUCGUGCCAAGCUUAGUGCUGGACUGAUCAGUCUCCGUCACACUCCUAGUGCUUCUCAGCUGGCUGACAUCUUUAUUACGACUUUACCUGGUGCUGCUCAUCAUUCUCUUCUGAACAAGUUGGGAGUUCUGUCACCCUCCAACUUGAGGGGGGGUGUUGACUCUAUGGAUCAUUGUGGAAUGGGCUAAUUAUUUUAUUCAUUCAUCUGUACGUAUUUUACAUUGGCCCAACUAGUACAUAGGCCCAUUUUAUUUAUCCGAGUCUCUUAUUUUCGGAUCUGGUAUAUAUAUAUACUAAAAACUCAUGUUUGUAGGGUAAUGAAAAAAACAUUUUUCUGUAUGCACACAGAUUCAUAAUGAGAUAUUUUGCUCUCCAGCUCCUUCGAGAA
This is a messenger RNA of Capsicum annuum, 4463 nucleotides long. RefSeq lists its product as uncharacterized. NCBI's taxonomy places the organism in Eukaryota, Viridiplantae, Streptophyta, Magnoliopsida, Solanales, Solanaceae. The record is from RefSeq and is a predicted model, not a curated record. The coding region runs from base 1 to 765 and encodes 254 amino acids. The transcript is spliced from 2 exons.